CAUGGCGUCGACCGAGCAGGUCGGCUUAAACAAAACGUGGGAGUUGUCGUUGUACGAGCUCCACAGGGCGCCCCAGGAGGCGAUAACCGACAAUACCGAGAUAGCCGUCAGUCCCCGGAGCUUGCACAGCGAGCUCAUGUGUCCAAUAUGCCUGGACAUGCUCAAAAAAACCAUGACCACGAAAGAGUGCCUCCAUCGGUUCUGCAACGACUGUAUCAUCACGGCCCUCAGGAGCGGCAACAAGGAGUGUCCAACGUGCAGGAAGAAACUGGUGUCAAAACGUUCUUUGAGGCCAGAUCCAAACUUUGACCUGUUGAUCUCGAAGAUCUACCCGAGCCGUGACGAGUACGAGGCUCACCAGGAGAGGGUGCUUGCAAAACUGAACAAUUCACAUUCGCAAGCAGCUCUGGUCAAUUCGAUCACGGAGGGCAUAAAGUUACAAAACCAAAAUAGGCCUCAGCGAGCAAGGAAAAAUGCCAACGACUCCGACAAUCUCAACAACACGGCCUCGUACAAUAACACACCGAAUGUUAGUGCACCAACUACUCCGAAUCCAGCUGUUGUGGCAGCUAAUCAGAGCGACUCGUCUCAAGGUCCUAUUGGACAGUCGAGCAACGGGGGAAUCAGGGAAAACCAUUCAACUAAUGGUGUACCACCACAGCCUUCCGUCAGUCCUGCAGUAUCAGGUACAACGUCCAGGAAUUCGACGACACCAUCUCCUGUGCCGUCAAAUCCCAAAAAGAGGCAAAAGAGUGUUCAAAACUCGGAAAACGAUUCAUCAAGUGCAGAGGCCGAGACGGGUGGAAAUGAGUCCAUGGGAGAUACCGAGGGCGAGGGAUCUAGUGAGCCUUUGAUGCUCAAUGAGAUUGAACUGGUGUUUAAGCCUCAUCCCACAGAAAUGGCUGGUGAUAAUUCUCUAAUAAAGGCGCUCAAAGAAAAUAGUAUUAGGUACAUCAAGACAACGGCAAAUGCUACAGUGGACCACUUGAGCAAGUAUUUGGCAAUGCGAUUAACGUUGGAUCUCGAUACAGACUUGCUUUCCGAGUCUGACAGGCUACUGAACUUUUGUAUUUACAUUGCACCAACUCCGGGCCAAUUGGUCGUCCUAAGCGGCUCACAAACACUUCGGCAAGUAAAUGAAAAAUUUUGGAAGGUGAAUCGACCAUUAGAAAUGUACUAUUCAUGGAAGAAGACCUAGGGAAGGGCUCGUAAGUCAACAGACAGCGGUUAGACGUACCCUGCAAUAUAUUCGAUUAAAACCCCUGUAGUUGUGUGUUGUACCAUGUUGUGAGAAAAAACAUUGAUUUAGUUUUCAAGCUAAGACUGUUGAAUAUUUUUAGUUGUCGAAAUCGCUAAAAAAGUAAAAAAAAAAAAAAAAAACUUUAUAUUACUUUUACAACGAGAGAUAUCAGAUUUCUUUUUUGGGGGUAUUUAUAACAAAACAUAAAAAAAUACAAAAAAAAUAUUUUAAGUUAUUUCAAGUUUAAAGUUUCAUUCAACAGUUUAUGGCUUGACUCUUUGUUUCUUUUUUACUUUCGUUGAUUGGGCAGGUGUUUAUCAUAAAAAUCAUACUUUGAGUUCCGUAGCGUCCGCUGCAAACGGACUCCAAAGUAAUCAUUAUAUAUAUAUAUAUAUAUAUAUUUUAAACCACAGCAGAAUUUCAGUGAGAAAAAGGUUUUUUAGAAUCAAGUAUUGAAAUAUUUUAUUGUAAAUAGAAAAUUCUAAAAAAUGCUGCUUAAUGAAUUUACUUGAACGAACAAUCAUGUCUCGUUUAUUUCGAAAUCAACAUUAUAACAUAAUGUAGAGUGAUUUAUAUAACGUGUGUAUUUUUUCUAUUUAAAUGAAUUGCGAGCAUAAAACUGAUUGGAAAUACAAUAUAUCUUCCACUCAGGUCUUAUCGCGCCCCGUAAUCUAAUUUUACUUUUACUAUUUUUUUCAUUUUUAAUAUCUUUUAUUUACUGAAUCAUGUCGUAAAAUUCUCCGAAAAUUCCAGAAUUUCGUUUUAUCAAGAAAUAAUCAAUUUAAAAAAUCAUAUAUAUUAAUUUUUUAAGUUUGUAUCAUUGAGUUGUAAUUAAGUCAUACUGUAAAAAGGAUUUUAUUAUUUUGUUUUUAAAAAUAAACAUUAAAAUCGUUCAAGCGAUAA
Copidosoma floridanum is the source of this 2143-nucleotide messenger RNA. It is a transcript of the gene Sce, whose product is annotated as E3 ubiquitin-protein ligase Sce. Gene Ontology annotation, cellular component: PcG protein complex; ubiquitin ligase complex. The record is from RefSeq and is a predicted model, not a curated record. Gene Ontology annotation, molecular function: ubiquitin protein ligase activity; chromatin binding. Lineage: Eukaryota; Metazoa; Arthropoda; Insecta; Hymenoptera; Encyrtidae.